Molecule: messenger RNA, 978 nt
Organism: Perkinsus marinus ATCC 50983
Lineage: Eukaryota; Perkinsozoa; Perkinsida; Perkinsidae
Product: U1 snRNP protein, putative
Exons: 12
Coding region: 1-978 (325 amino acids)
Biological process (GO): mRNA splicing, via spliceosome
Cellular component (GO): U1 snRNP
Molecular function (GO): U1 snRNA binding
Source: RefSeq, a predicted model, not a curated record
AUGCCCGGUGGUUUUGCACCUCCCCAGAGUGGGCAGCAGGGGCAGAAUAUGGCUGGCUCAGCCUCCCCCGAGAUGGCCAAGAUACCUCUGGCUGAGCGGCUAGCUCACGAUCCCCAUGAGAGGCCUCCAGACGACUUCCCUCCCAACGAGACCCUCUAUAUCAACAACCUCAAUGAUCGAGUGAAACCUGAAGAGCUUAAGAAAUCGAUCCUCGAGUUAUGUAAAUCCUGUGGUACCGUCAUCGACUGUAUUGCGAUGAGAUCACUCCGACGGAGGGGUCAGGUAUUUGUCGUUUUCUCGUCGAAAGAGGAGUCCUCGUCUGCGAUGAAGAAGCUGCAAGGCCACAGUCUGUACAGCAAGAACAUGCGGGUGUCAUACGCUAAGACUAAAUCAGACGCGAUUGCUAAGAAGGAAGGCACCUACGUCCGUCGGGAUAAGGAGAAGUUGAAGGAGAUGAGAGAGGCAGCACAGGCUAAGCUGCAACCCGAUGCAGCCGCACAAGCGGCAGCUGCAGCGGCAGCGGCAGCAGCAGCGGCCAAGGCAGCAGUACCUGGAGGGGCUAUGCCGGCUGGUAUGCAGCCGAUGGUGCCCAACUUUGCAGGUGUGCCCGCUGGGGGCUUCCAAGGCAUGCCCUUCAAUAUUGGACAGCAACAACAACAACAACCUGUUCAACAGAAGAAACUAACUACUGCAGAGGACUUCUUCAACACCUCAGUAUCAGCGCCUAAGGUCGUACAGCACUCUAACGUUCCUAAUAAGACUCUUUUCGUGGAGAAUCUACCCCCGAGGUGCACUCCUGAGAAGCUUACAGCAGUGUUCAAGUCCUAUCCAGGCUUCGAGGGCACACGUGUGAUAGCAGAACGACAGGUCGGGUUCAUAGAUUUCAGUAGCGAGUUCCAGGCCACUAUGGCUAAGAAUGCUAGAGGCGACUAUACUAUGGAGGGGCAGUUGGUGAAGAUAUCCUACGCUCGGAAGUGA